UCUGAAUGGAGUGUCUUUAACAUUAGAGUGGAGGACUUAACUUUCAGCGUGAAAAAUAUGAGAGCCAUGCAUUCGGUCCUUGUCGGUGCCUUCCUGACCCUGCUGCUCUGCCUCCCCAGCCCUGGUCAUGGAGAAUCCUACUUUGGGGACAGCUACUGCAGUUUACAAGCCUUCCAAGAUGUCUCCACCUUCCAGCUGUCACUACAGAUCAAGACAAGCCGGAGAAGUGGGCUGCUGUUAUUGGCUGCAGGAAUGGAGGACUACCUGUUCCUUGAGCUUCAAAACGGGAAAGUUCAGGCACGGAUGAACAUGGGGGCUGGCGAGGUAAAGCUGACCUCAUCCCAAGGAGUACAGCUGAACAACCUUGUGGACCACAAAAUCACACUCACUCUGCAAGAUGGCCAACUCACCAUGACAAUUGAUGAGCUCUUCCCGACAUAUGUUCCUAUGGAUGCGGAGGGCGAACAGCUCAACAUUGACCUUGGCAUUUGGCUUGGAGGGACAGGAGAGCUGGAUGCUCCCUACCUCAGCAAUGCAAUACCCCCUUUCCGCGGCUGCAUGACUCAGGUCAAGUUUGAGUCCCACCAGUUUGAUAUUCUCAGCACGGCAUUCAAACAGUGCCACGACACAAAGGAAUCCUGCAGUAGUGAGUUUGAGGCCGGUGAUGGGGAGGCGACUAGCUUCAGCACACCUGACUCCUUUGUGUCCUUCCCUACCUGGAGCGCAACUAAUGGUGCUCCAAGGGUCUUAGAAGUCCUGAUGAAAACCACCAUUGAGGAUGCGUUACUUGCUUUCCACCCUGGCCGAGAGUCAGACUUCAUUGCAAUUGGUGUUGUGAAAGGCUUUCUCAAAGGUGUGCUGGACCUCGGCAGUGGUACGGAGGUACUGGAGAAUACCCAGGUGCAGCUGGAUGAUGAUCAGUGGCAUAGAGUUAAGGUUCAAGUCAGUCAGGAUUCUUUUGUCAUCAUGGUAGACAGCCAGUCUUCCUCCCUCCCUCUCGACCCAACACAAAAAUUGGACUUGGUUGGAAACUUGUAUUUAGGAGGCAUCCAGGGAAAAAUGAAGGAUGUGUUUCGUGACAGCGGGUCCUUGAAUCGUGCAGAGGAGGAAAUGACAGCCGAAUCUUUCAUUGGUUGCUUGGGGGAAAUCAAAGUAAAUCAGAAGGAUAGAAGCCUGCAGGAUGCUUUGGUUACUAAAGAUGUCCAUGUUAAAUGUGAAGGAGAGGACUAUGAUUACUCAAGUUACUAUGACACAGAUGCAACGACCUCUCCACCUGUUCAGUUCCCAUAUGGUGAUACAGACGUCAACGAACACCAUUGCAACCCAACAGAUGACAUGCCAGAAAUAUUCAGAAAUGUAACAAAACUUCUUGAUGUCGCCCCAUUGUUUGUGCCAGAACGUGGGGAAGCCCUUCUUGAUGUCAACAACCUAAGCCCUACGUUUGACCUCAGCGCUGCAGGAAUUCGUCAGUCUGAAAUCAUUUUCACUCACCAGAGUGAUCCCUGGUAUGGCUUGGUUGAUAUAAACACCAACACAAGACGCACACGAAAGUUCACCCUCCUCGAUGUUUUCAAUAAGAAAAUUAAGUACAUGCACGAUGGAAAUGAAAGGCAUGCAGACCAAAUCCAGCUGCAGGUGGUUGCUCAAAGUAACAGUUACCUUCCUGAAUGUUUAAAAGCUCCUCAGGAGUAUGUCCUCCCAGUUGAAAUUCUUCCUGUCAAUGAUAUACCACAAAUUGGUGGAGGAGAAAUCACCAUCACAGAAUAUGGAAGAACUCGUCUGAGUCCCAGCCUUAUCAAAAUGACGGAUUCUGACACCCGCUGUGAUGAAUUAGUAGUAACUGUAACCUCAGAGCCUUCCAUGGAGGUUGGUUACUUAGAAAAUGGUGAGCAGCCUGGAAGAAGCAUCUCAGAGUUCACUUGCAAGGAAUUGAAAAAUGGAAAUAUCUAUUUCGUACAUAGAGGGGGUAGUGAGGCUGGAAUUACCUUGGAGGUGUCUGAUGGACAAUCAGUAAGCCAUUCGACUACUUUUAACUUAGCUGUGACACAGCCACACAUGACUAUGGUCACCAACACUGGACUCCUCUUGUCUCAAGGAAGCAACUCAUCCAUUGGUGUUCAAAAUCUGGCUGUCAUCGCUCAUCCUCGCAAUGGAGAUGUUAUGUUUAAUGUCACACAACCUUUGGUAUAUGGAGAACUACAGAUCAUGUCAAGAGAUGGAAUGUAUGAGCAGGUUACUACCUUCCAUCAAUCUGAUCUGGAUCAAGCCCGCCUUAGAUAUGUCAGCACAGACUCGGCUGACCAGGAGGACGUUGUGAGCGAGCGGAUUCAGUUCAACGUCCACUUAGGGCAGUUCUCCCUCUGGAAUCAAAACUUCUUGGUCAAGAUCAUGCCUGCAAAGGUGAUAGUUUCUAACCUGGUCCCACUGGAGAUGGAGGCCGGUGAAGAGCAAACAAUUGGACUCACAGAGCUUCAAGCUGAAGUUAGAGGGGAAAACCCAGAUCCACAAACUGUGAAAUACAUCCUCGUCAAGUCUCCAACACUUGGUAGUCUCAAGUUGUCAGGCAGAGAGUUGGCUGAGGGUGAUGUCUUCACGCAGAAGGACAUUUUGGACAGCAGUGUCAGCUACAAAGUGCGUGUGCAAAGAGCUGUGGAUAGUAUAGACCAGUUCCAGUUCAGAGUCCUUGCUGAUGAUCAGUACUCCCCUCUCUACACCUUCCCAAUUACCAUCCUCGCCAAUGCAGAUGCUCCUGUUUUGACCAAUGAGAGGUUGGUUGUCUUGCAGGGUGGUGAGCAUACUCUGAGCAAAAACUACCUUUGGAUGCAAUCUGCUGGUUCUACAGAUUUUGUGUACAGGGUCACACAGGGGCCAAAGUAUGGGCGACUGAUAAGGGACUCCCCACCCGGACAGCCAAGAUUCGAAGGGGCAAUAAGAAUAUUCAGCAAUGAAGACCUCCAGUUUGACAGGCUUAUUUACAAGCAUGAUGGCUCCAAGACAAGCAGUGAUGAGUUCCGUUUUUCAGCAUUUGAUCAAGGAGCAGGAAGUUCAGGCACUGAGGAAGCAAUUAGUGGAAUUUUCAGGAUAUCUAUCCAAUCCAAGAACGAGCAUGCUCCUGUGAGGGUUGUAGAUAAGGUCUUCAAUAUAGUUCGCCACGGUCAGCGUCUGCUAACAACUGAUGUCAUUCAGUUUAAGGAUGAUGACUCCGGUUUCAAUGACACCCAAAUUGUCUACGCCCGUGAAGGAAUCCUCUCAGGCAACAUUGUCUCAAGAACUCAUCCCUCACAGUCCCUUUUCCGUUUCACACAAGCUGACCUAAGAGAUAAGAACGUCCUCUUCAUUCACCACGGAGCAGACCGGGAACGCUUCUCCCUGCAGGUGUCAGAUGGUUUCCAUAAGACCACCGCGCUGCUUGACAUCCAGGCAAGUGAACCCUACCUGCGAGUCGUAAACAACACAAUCAUUGUCAUCGAUCAUGGAAGCACCAAGACCCUUAACACCACUCUGUUGAGCGCCGACACCAACAUGGAUAUCAGAGAUGACAUUGACAUCAAGUUCCAGGUCACGUCGCCGCCCAGCGACGGCAGGAUUAUUGUGAGUGGGAUUGAGGCUUCAGAGUUCACCCAGGAGGACCUGAAGAAAGGCGUUGUGUCAUAUGAGCAUAAUUAUGAGAGUCUGAGGUCCAAGGACUCCUUCAGUUUCACCGUUCAAGCCAGAGGACAUUCUGAAGAGGGCACGUUCAGGAUUAAAAUAUUCAAGCAAGGUUAUCCCUCUGAACCUGAGGUGGUCACCAAUGAGGUCAUCAUUUUGUAUGAGGGAGAGCACACCAUAAUCAGCAAGGAAAAUCUCAAGGUGGACCAAGCUGAUAUUCUGCCGACAGAAAUGGUGUUCACCAUUAAAGAGUCUCCUCGCCUCGGUCACGUGGUCAAGCUGACAAACAGCUCAGACAGCACAGCCUCUCCUGUCCUCGACUACAUUGACUCCUUCACUCAAGAGGACGUUGAUCAGGGACGCAUUCUCUACGUGUCUGCAUCCAUCCAGGGCAAUGACGCCUUCACAGUGGACGUCAGCAAUGGUUUCACUACGGUGGAGGACCUGCACAUUUCUGUGAACAUUGUGCCCCGGCUCAUCCCCCUCCAGACCUUCAACUUCACAGUGAAGGAAGGCCUCAGCAGGGUGAUUAACGCAGAGAUUGUUAACAUCUCGCAUCCCUUCUACAGCUCAGCAAACAUUGACUUUGUUGUGGAAGAGCCACCGCAGCACGGGGACCUCCGUUACCUGGAUGGAGAUGAACUUUCCUACUUCACAUGGGAAGAGAUGAAACUUGGACACAUCUACUACAUGCAUGACAGCACCGAGAGCACAGAGGACAGUUUUACACUCUCUGCCUCGGCUUAUGAGAUUGAGCGCCAGAGCCUCCCUGUCACCAUCUCGGUGACUGUCAUACCAGUCAACGAUGAGCCGCCAAAACUGACACGUAACACAGGACUGGAGGUUCUUGCUGGUGAGGAAGCUGAUAUCACCACCAGCAUGCUGAACACUGAGGACGCUGAUACACCUGCAGAGGAACUGGUUUACCAGGUUGAUGCGCCAACCAAUGGGAUGGUGGCAUUGAAAGAGGCGCCCGAGGAGAGCAUCCUAAACUUCACGCAGGCUCACGUUAACAGAGGAGAGGUCAUCUUCAUUCACGAGGGUGAGGAGUCUGGCAGUUUCAGUUUCACGGUGACAGACGGAGAGCACACUUCCCCUCUCUACCAAUUUGUUGUCACAGCCAGGCCUCUCACCAUCACCAUGGUAACGCAGGAGGAGCUCAUGGUAUUUCCAGGAACAAGGCAGUCUAUCACGAGUGCCAAUCUGGGGGCUGUAACCAAUGAGGAUGGAAAUGAGAUAAGCUACUCUCUUAUCCGCCCACCUCGUUUGGGAAGACUCAUCUUGGCCAAUGACAGGAACCAGUACGAGGAAAUUACUCGCUUCUCGCAGACGCAGCUGGAGUCAGGAGCGAUCUACUAUGAGCACCAGAUACCUGAGGAGCCUUUUUGGGUGGUGAGGGACUCUGUAGAUCUCACUCUGUCAUCCCAACCGGCCCCUGAUGUCCGUCACAUCCUGCCCAUCACCAUCUCUUACUAUGCUGCUCACAGCAACAUCUCGUCCCAGCUGUGGAAGAACAAAGGUUUGGAUAUUGUGCAAGGCCAGAGGAAAGCCAUUGACAAUUCAAUUCUUGAUGCCUCCAACCUUCUUGCUAGCCUACCUGAAGCUAAGCAAGGAGACGCAGAUGUGGUUUUUGAGAUUAAGCGUUUCCCUGACCACGGCCGUAUCACUCUGGGUGGUCAGGACCUGCCCCGUAAUGCUCCAUCCUUCAUGCAGGAAGAUGUAAUCCAAGGAAAGCUGGAGUAUCUCCAUGAUGACUCAGGGGCUUCCUUUGACAGCUUUUCUUUCAGAGCCCGUCUGAAGUCUGAGGGUCAGGGUGUGCCCUCACCUGCCGAAGCUGUGGUCCUGGAGGAAGUAUUUAACAUCUCAAUCAAACGGCGGGGCUCUGACUCCCCCGAGCUGGUCACUAUAGACAUGCUAUUGGAGGUUCUUCAAGGCUCCAUGACCAUUCUGACCCAGAAGCAUCUAAACACGCAAGACGAGGACAGUCCGCCAGAUGAGGUGCACUUCAAAGUGACCAAAGCCCCCGGCAACGGUCGUCUGGUUGACGCACUCACGAUGGACCCCAUAUCUGAGUUCACCCAAGAGAUGGUCAACCGUGGGCAGGUGGGCUUCGUCAGCGAUGGCAGCCUUUCUGAUGGCUUUAUGGAGUUCAUCGUAUCAGAUGGAGAACACCAAACAGAGCCACACACGCUCCACAUCGGCGUCCUCGCUCGCACCCUGUUUCUUGACAAAGCCCCGGAGAUCAAGGUGAAGCAAGGCGAUGACGAGACCCUGGUGACUGAGGAGAUGUUGAAGGCCACUACUGGUGGCCCGGUCGAGGAGGACAUCCUUUACAAGAUCACAAGUGUUCCUAAGUAUGCAGCUGUCAUGGUAGACCGGCAGCCGACAUCCGCCUUCACCCAGAAGCAGAUCAAAGAAGGCAGAGUCAGUGUUCGCUUUGUUAAGUCCACUUCACCCCGAGACAGUGUUGCAUUUGUAGCCCGUAGUAGGGCUGCUAAUGUCUCCUCUGUCCUCAACAUCACAGUGCAGCCUCUGGCCAACAUCGCUCAGGAUCCUCACUUACCCCAAGGUGCUCUUGUUCAACUGGACAGGAAGCUCCUGGAUGCAACUCCCCUGGCAAACAAGACCAGAACCUCUCCGACAUUCACCGUCAUCCAGCAGCCCCAGGGGGCUCGUUUUGUGAGGUCUGGAGGUCCUGGUGCUGGUCAGCCAGUGGACACAUUCAGCCAGAAGGACCUGGAUGAGGGACGUGUAGCUAUGGAAAUCCUAAAUAGUCCUUCUGGAUCACGAGGUAGUGUCAGCCAGGAUGAGGCACGCUUCCUGCUCAAAGCCCAUGGAGUUCCUCCUGCAGAAUGUGUGCUGUCCUUCCAGACGGGCCCCUAUAAUGCCUCAGGGGUCUACCCUGCCACCCUGUUGAGGAUUCCCCAAUCAAAGGACAGUAAUGACCUCCCUGAUGUGGCCAGGGAGCCUCGUCCCACUCCAGAUAGCCCUCGCUGGAGGGGCAACAUGGACUGGCCCCACGGAGACGCCCCCACCACAGCAUCCUCUGGCUCGAGCCAUCAUGGGAAACCACGAGUUACCCGCCGCAGCAACUUCUGGUCUAUUCUCAUCCCAAUCCUGGUAAUCCUUCUCCUCUUGCUGCUGGCAGCCAUAUUGGCCUACUACCUGAUCCGUAAAAACAAGACAGGCAAGCACAACGUCCAGACGGCAUCAUCCAAGCCCAAAAACGGAGAGGUGGCAAGCGCAGAAACCUUUCGCAAAACUGACGCAGCCAAUAACAUCCCGAUGUCUAACAUGGACUCCAAAGACGCAGAUCCGGAGUUGCUGCAGCACUGUCGGACAACGAACCCGGCCUUGAAAAAGAACCAGUACUGGGUCUGAGACACUUUGAGAUAAGACACAGAGGGAGGUGGAUCCUCAAGUGUUCGGAAGUCUCCUCAAAUCAUUCCUCUCAGUAUUAAAGACCUCUUGCCACACCAGCUUAAAUGAAAUUUAACACCAUUGGUUAUUUACUUAUCUCAGCAUAACUGUGGACAAAUUCUCAGGCAACGAAACACUGAAUACUUAUUGGCAAAGAAAGAGGCAGUUUCUUAUCUAAGGAGGCUCAGGUCAUGUAUAUUUAUUUUAGUUUUAUCAUUCCUCUAUGUGGAAGGGCACAAAUGAAGACAUAAACAUGCCAUGUGUUUGCAAAAAGUAUCUUGGGUGUGCUCUGUCAUUGUAUUCCAUAUGAUAUCAUAGGCCAAUAUUAUUCAUUUGAGUGGAAAGGUGAUUUAAAGUCUUUGUGAUGUUUGUGUUUUGGUUCAUCAGUAAAGUCAAUAAGGCUUGUAAAUAGAUGAUGAGGUAAAUAUAUGUAUGCUGUAUUAUCAAGAAGAUGAAAAAGUGUCGCUUUGAGUUUUCUCUUUUAUUUUUUAAUGUUUUUAAGGUACCGUUGUAUUGUGUUUCUCAGGGCUAAAUUCAGUUUAAAGGAAUAGUACAAGAUUUUGGAAAAUAUGCUCAUUCCCUUUUUUCUUGAGAGUUAGGUGAAAAGAUUGAUGCCAAUUUAAUAUUUUUCCGUUAAAUAUGAAGCUACAGGCAAGGAAAUGUGUGGUUUAGUUCAACCUGGCUGCAUUUGAAGCACUGACCUUUUCCUGCCUUUCCUUUGAAUUCCACCAAAUGUGGGUGUUUUAAUUUUAUUAAAUUUAGUGUUUAUUUUUACAGGGACAGUGCACAAUCAAAAGUAAUUGCACCUGAGUUAGCUAGCAGUUAAUUUGCAUCUUUUGUCCCUUGGCAGGUUGAAAAAACAAAAAAGCAGUCACUAAACAGCAAGUAGCCUACACUACCCAAAAGAGGACAAUACAUGAAAGUCCAUAAAUAUGAAUAUUUCACCACAUAUAACACAAUACAUAAAAGUCCAUCAGAAUGAAAACACGGUCUUUUCCUAGGCAUUGUGCCUAAAUCUAACCAUCAUAGCCUUGUUGACAAAUUUAACACAUCAGUGGUUUAUAAAAACAUAUCAUCCAAACAUUUUUUUCUGCUUUUAGGGUUGCCUAAAUUCAGGGAGUGUGUAUUUUCAGAGGAAUUGGACUUGGGAGCAAUGGCUGUUUGUUUUUAACCAGCUGUCGCAGAGAUGGGCUUUUGGUCCAAUGGGACAUGUUAUUGGACACCUUCUGUCUGUGGCUUCAUAUUGAACAGAUGUUAGAGUGGUAUCGAUCCUCUUAUCUAACUCUCGGUUAGAGAGCGAAUAACUUAAGUUCUCAAAAUGUCUAACUAUCACUUUAAUGUCAUCACACAAUAACAUUUCACUAGUUUUACUUUUGUGUGGAAAGAAGAUAGUUUGCAACUAAAACUGUUUAAAACUUGUUGCGAUAACUUGCACAGGUUUGGUUGAAUUUAGCUCAGAGUUAUGUCAUUAUCUGUCACAUGUUAUUUUUUCUGCAUGCUUCCAUUGUGCUUGUAAAUAUUCACUGGACUGGCACAGCACUGACCGCAAAACUACACAGUACGCAGUUUGCAGACCACAGGCGGGAGGUUAUUUCGGUAGUAACGGUCUUUAAAACAUCCGUACUGGCUGACAGGCAGGGGUGAGGUCAUCUCAAACUGGGAUCUUUCCAGUUUCCGAGUCUGCAAUUAAGAAUUCAUAAAAUACUGGUUGGUGCUGGGAUGGGGAUAAUGAAUCAAACGCUCCACUGGUUAGGCUACAUUGAUGAUAAAGUGAAGGCAGAGUUUGUUUUUAAGUCUUCACAGCUAGUUUUGAUUUUAAGCAUUCCAUAUGUAAGCUAAAUAUACAGACUGUCAUAUUGAAAUGAUGAGGUUCUUUUUUUUACUAUUUAGUUUUGUUUUGUAUGUUGAAACUAAGAAGAGCAUUACUGUAAAUCAGACUCCUCCUAUUCCUCUUUAGACAUCUUUACUGUCACUCUGACCUGUGACGGUUAUCUGGUUGUUGAAUGUUGAAUGAAGUACUUAAAGUGAAGUACAGUGUGUACAAGGAGAAAAUCAGAUAACUUUUUUUUGAUCCACUAAAGAAGAGACUUAACUUUCUUUUCUGAAAACAAUUUGCUGUACAUUUCUUUUUCUUAGGACACCUUAUCUUUUGUUAGUCAUAUAUGAAUAUACAAUAAUUUCUUUUCAGUACUCAUCAAUUGAUCUUAUAUUUUUGUAGUGUUUUGAGAGGAAAUAGAGAUUAUACAGACGGCACAGAGCUCAGGAAGUGAUGUGUUUCAGGAGACUGUGUAUUUCCAAUGACAUCUCUUACAGACAGCUGAAAUAAAAGUAUUGGGUUCUCCAGGAUAUCAUAUCCACAUCUUACCAGUUGUAUGUGUAAAUAUUUGGUUUUUCAGUAAGGUUUUUGAGCUUGAUUAGCGCAUCGAAAAAAAAAUAUAUAUAUGUAUCAUGUUUUGCGUCGAUAUGUACAUGUAACUACAUUUAACUAGAUUCAUCACCUACAAAGUAUGCCUGAUUGUGUCUCUUUGUGUGCAAGUGUGUGUGUGUGUGUGUGUGUGUGUGUGUGUGUGUGUGUGUGUAUGUCCAUCACUCCUCUGUUUUCUGCUUACCGAAGGCUGAGUUCAUCGCAGAGUUUCAUCACCACCCCUCAUUUUUUCAUUAUUUAUUUUUUCUGUCACUCCCCUUACAUCACGUCAUAGUCAAAUUAUGUGCUUUGUCAAAGAUUAAAUUGUAAUCUGUAAACUGCAGGUGCCUUUAAAAGAUGAUGAUAAUACAAAGCAAUGUUAGAUGUUGGAACGAGAAAAUUGUCUAUUGCUGCAGAAUGCCUCUGAGCUUGUUCUCGGCACUAAUGGAAAUAAAAGCGUUCAUGCAACAAAA
Molecule: messenger RNA, 9945 nt
Organism: Plectropomus leopardus (leopard coralgrouper)
Lineage: Eukaryota; Metazoa; Chordata; Actinopteri; Perciformes; Serranidae
Source: RefSeq, a predicted model, not a curated record